GAGAGGAAGCCUUCAGAAGAAGCUGACAUGGAUGAAGUUAUGGCAGCUGCAGUUUUGACCAGUCUCUCCACCAGUCCACUGGUGCGCAGUCCACCCUCCGGAACACACACAUUAGAUAACUGUAAAGUGUCAAAGGAGGGGCCAACUUUGUCAGCCAGCUAUGGCAGCAGCACUACCAGUGGGAAUUGGAGUUGGGACAUUCCGAGUGACCACUCCAACCCAUCCACACCAUCGCCACCAUUGCCAGCUGAUAGCUCCAAGCCAUUAUCUGGACAAUCAGAUGAUGGUAUUGAUGAACCAGAGGCAUCUCACUUCCUGUUUGAAGAGCCUGCUCCCAGAAAAAGAAAGAACUCCAUGAAGGUCAUGUUUAAAUGUUUGUGGAAGAAUUGUGGGAAAGUUCUGAGUACAUCAUCAGGGAUACAAAAGCAUGUUCGCACACUCCAUUUGGGGCAUAAUGGUGAUUCUGAUCACUGUGAUGGUGAAGAAGACUUCUACUACUCCGAGAUUGAUGUGGAUGUAGAUUCAUUAACUGAUGGAUUGAGUAGCCUCACACCAAUGUCUCCAACGACCACAAUGCCACCAGUUUUUCCUAAUGUGGAUUCUGGAUGUUCAGAUCCAGCUUUGGGAAAGUGUGAGGAGAAAUUAGUGACCCCUUUGAGCCAGUCUGCACCAACUAACUUGUAUCAUGUACGCACUGACCAUGCUUAUCAGGCUACAGCCCCGGUGAGCAUCCCUCUAUCAUCAAAAUUUAUGCCAAAUGGUACUGGGUUCAGCAUAUCAUUGCAGUCUCCACCUAUAAUUUUUAAAGGUUCACAGGAUCCUCUAGCACAAAUUCGUCCAAUCAAUAUUGUUGAGAAGCGACAGAUUUCCCACCCAUCCUUAAAGGUACAUACUUCUCUCGUGUCAUCCCCUAAACCAGGGACAGGAACAAGAAAGCCUAGAGGGGAAGGAAAGAAAUGCCGAAAGGUUUACGGAAUGGAGAACAGGGAUAUGUGGUGCACUGCCUGCCGCUGGAAGAAGGCCUGCCAGCGGUUUGUUGACUGAGAAAAUGGCACUUUUCUGAAUUUUGUACACUCUCUUAAGAUUUGACUGCACGCUGUUUCCUGAACAAUCAAUUGAAAUAAGAACGGGGCAAAGUAUUUUAUUAGCAGGGAAUGCUAAUUGCAUGAUUCUGUUUGAAUGACGCACUUGUAAUUAUGUGUGAAAGCAAUCAAAAAAGGUUAAUCUUUUUUUAAGUAGGGUGACUGUUUUGCAUUUUAAAGUUUUUCUUUGAACUUGCUGUGUUUUUAAUGGCACUUGAUCCAGCUGGCAGUUUUGCUGGGUUUUUUAAAAUAUUAAAUCUUUGGCAAUUUGAUGAAAUUCCUCAACGGCAGGCAUUUUGACUGCUAUCUUUGCACCCUCUUGUUUCAUUUAUUUUCCUCCCUUAAAAAUAAUCUUCAAUCUUGGAGAAGAAUUGACUCUUCAUUCCACUGCUGGACCAGGAGACUGGUAUUGUUUCAGGAAACACAUGCAGAUUUUAAAAUAAGUAAAGCAAAUUGAAUUUGUUUGCUGUACAGCUUUGCUUUUACUGCAUUUUUAAAAAAAUGUAAAUUUUACAGUUUUGGUUUUUGAUAGAAUAUGGAGGGGCGUGGGGAGUCUUUUAACCAAAUUUUAAUUGUUUUUACGGUGAAAAAACUUGUAUAUUGCUGUCCUGAAUUUUUUUAAAACUUUUUUUGUUAUAAAAUUUGAUAAGUAAUUUGGAACUAAAAUAGGGUCAGACCUGCCUGGAGAAUUCAGGAUGUGCCAAUGGGAAAGUCUCGUUGAAUUGAAUUAGGCUGUACUGCACAAUGAAUAAUUCUAGAAACACAUGGAGGUUGCCAAAGGUGCAACAUGUUGUAGUUGUGAGGAAGUACGUGAGGUGUAAAUAAUGUCUCUUCACUGUAAAAUAAGAUUUGUAGCAAUAGCUUUAGUUGAGUAUUUUGAAAAAGGAAAAAAACUGAUGAAAAUGGUUUUGUAUUUAUGAUCCAUUUUCACGAAUGUAUGACAACCAUCCUUUCACAGUGUUUAGUCCAUUCUUCAGUGCUGGUUGCUAUUACAAUUGUUUUUCUUUUAAGCUGUUGCAUAACUAUAUCUGCUCACCACUGCAUUUUAUUUUUGUUUUCUUGAUUGGUUACGGUUACUAACUGUGACCAACAGAGAAUGCUGCACCUUCUUUUAGUACCAGGAUAUUAAGCUAAAUCCAAUCCAGUUUACCACCAAUUAUAUCUCGGGGUCUUCAGGCAUAAGUUUCUGCCAAAUGUUGAACAGUGAAUAGAAAUGGCAGCUUAAAACUUUAGCAGUUUGAUGAAAUACAGGGUUUAAGAUUUCUUUCCAACCCAGAUAGUCACUGGCCAGUGAGUAAGUCACUUAUUGAAGGGUUUAAACAUGUUAUAGUGGAUGGCAGUUUAAUGAUGAAUAUUGCCAAAAAUGGUGUUUGAUUUCUGUACAAAGAAAAUAUUGCUUUGUAUACCAACAUUUUAAAAUGAUUCUAGUACUCAGAUAUGAAGUUAUUUUUAAAAGGUGUGUUGGCAUACUGACCCAUCCAUCAUCCCGACAGAAUCCAGCCCCAAUGAACCAUUUGUUUCUAUAGUUCGUGAAGAAAACCAGUCUAUUAUAUCAGUGUUCAUAUUGUAGUAUUUAGAGAUAACAUACCAAAGUAAGUCUCUCCAUGGGCAGUUUGAAUGCUGUAUUCUCAGGACUUAAAUGUUUAUAACAACUGUAAAUGGAAAAACAGAGACUCUAAUAUUUUAAUUAUAUACUGGAUUUUUUUUUGAUUAAAAAGGGCUUACCUGUAAAAUAGAUCUCGCAUAAGUAGCUCUAAACUGGUCUUUGACCACAACUGGUGACAUAAGCAAAUGAAUGUAAACUGUUAACUUUUGCAGCUUUCAUUACAUUAAUUCUUUGUGUGUGGAAAAAGAAUGAUUAAUGGUUAAUUUUCAUAUGUCAAUAUGCAAAGAAAACUUCAACCCACAACAAAGCUUGUUUUAUUGCCAAACUUAUUUGUAUUGCAUAAUUGUGGCAGUAAACAUUCCAAGAGAGAACUUUAUUUCUGCUUUGAAGACAACGUGUAUUACCAGCAGUUGUACCAACUUUGGUUUCAGAAAAUAAUCAUUGAACAGGUGAAGUAAUCAAUCCUUUUGGGGAAAAUGCACUUUUUGUAUGAAAAAUGUUAUGGAUGAUGUGUAUAGUGUGCUUUUUAUUAAUGUUGGAGGUGCAGCAUUUGUUUUCCAUACUGUCUUUCAGUGGGGAUGUAAAGUCCUCAUGAUUUUACAAAGGAACAGAAUUACUAAGUUAACCAGAAUGGGAAGGACCUCUUAUUUCUGUAGAUACACCUGUAAUGCUGUGUCAUGUCUUCCAUGAUCAGCAAUGCCUACUGCUGAGGUUUACGUGCCAAUGUAAUGCUGGGUUUCAUAUUUUUUUUUAAAAAUGCAAGAAAUAAAGAUCCUCAAAGCA
Chiloscyllium plagiosum (whitespotted bambooshark) is the source of this 3471-nucleotide messenger RNA. The record is from RefSeq and is a predicted model, not a curated record. NCBI's taxonomy places the organism in Eukaryota, Metazoa, Chordata, Chondrichthyes, Orectolobiformes, Hemiscylliidae.